Gossypium raimondii (Peruvian cotton) is the source of this 4362-nucleotide messenger RNA. Its product is annotated as kinesin-like protein KIN-14B. The transcript has 24 exons. The record is from RefSeq and is a predicted model, not a curated record. NCBI's taxonomy places the organism in Eukaryota, Viridiplantae, Streptophyta, Magnoliopsida, Malvales, Malvaceae. The coding region runs from base 224 to 4138 and encodes 1304 amino acids. Gene Ontology annotation, biological process: microtubule-based movement. Gene Ontology annotation, molecular function: microtubule motor activity; microtubule binding; ATP binding.
GCCCAGUCCCACCCGUUUCCCCCAUCCCCUCGUUUAUAAUCCCCAAAGAGGGAAAAAUUAAAAAAUAAAAUUGAAAAAUUAAAAUGAGCCAAACAUAGCUCAUCGGGAACGCAGCAUUUACAUUACUGCUACUACUACCACUAGAUUUUCAAAAACCCCUGCCUCUUUUUGGAUUUUAUUUUUUUGAGCUUUUAUUCAUUUUUUCCCCAAUUUGUUUGGGGCGAUGGGGGAGCAGAAGAGUAGCAACAAUAACCGGUGGAACUGGGAGGUGAGUGGCUUCGAGCCACGGCGGACGUCGCCGUCGUCUCCGGAGGACCUACCUAGGGCCAGUGUUGCGCCGUUGAUGCGACGGUACUCGAUCUCGGCUGCCUCCUCGUUGGCUUCGCCGUUUUCUUCGGAAUUUUCUAAGCAGGCUUUGGCUUCUAAGGUGCUCCGAUUGAAGGAUAAAGUUAAGCUUGCAAAAGAAGACUACUUGGAGUUGCGACAGGAAGUUAAUGAUCUGCAGGAAUAUUCAAAUGCUAAACUCGAUCGAGUUACACGUUACCUAGGUGUUCUUGCCGAUAAAACUCGUAAACUAGAUCAAUUUGCCCUUGAAAGUGAGGCUAGAAUAUCUCCGUUGGUCAAUGAGAAGAAAAGGUUGUUUAAUGACUUAUUGACAGCCAAAGGAAACAUAAAGUUAUUUUGUCGGACAAGACCACUUUUUGAAGAUGAAGGUCCUUCAGUUGUUGAAUUUCCUGAUGAGUGUACUAUUCGUAUAAAUACUGGUGAUGAUACAAUUGCCAACCCCAAAAAAGAUUUUGAAUUUGACAGGGUUUAUGGGCCUCAUGUUGGGCAAGCUGAGCUGUUCAGUGAUGUUCAACCAUUUGUGCAAUCAGCCUUGGAUGGAUAUAAUAUUUCCAUAUUUGCUUACGGACAAACUCAGUCAGGAAAGACACACACCAUGGAGGGAUCUAACCAUGAUCGUGGCUUAUAUGCUCGUUGUUUUGAGGAGCUGUUUGAUUUAGCCAACUCAGAUUUAACUUCAACAUCAAAAUUCAAUUUCUCAGUCACAGCCUUUGAUCUCUAUAAUGAACAGAUAAGGGAUUUGCUCUCAGAAUCAGGGAGUACUUUACCAAAGAUAUGUUUGGAGUUACCGGAAUCUUCUGUAGAACUUGUGCAGGACAAAGUUGAUAACCCGAUGGACUUCUCUAAAGUCCUGAAAGCAGCAUUUCAAAUCCGCGAAAGUGACACAUCAAAGUUCAAUGUUUCUCAUUUGAUCAUCAUGGUGCACAUAUAUUAUAGUAAUGUGAUCAGUGGAGAAAACUCAUACAGCAAACUUUCUCUGAUUGACUUGGCUGGAAGUGAUGGUCAAAUUUUAGAAGAAGAUAGCGGCGAGCGUGUGACGGACUUACUUCAUGUCAUGAAAUCACUUUCAGCGUUGGGAGAUGUUUUGUCUUCUCUGACUUCAAAGAAGGAUAAUAUUCCUUAUGAAAAUUCAAUGCUUACCAAUAUUCUUGCAGACUCGCUAGGGGGAAACUCAAAAAGUUUGAUGAUUGUUAACAUCUGUCCAAAUGCUGCAAAUCUAUCUGAGACAUUAUCAUCUCUCAAUUUUGCUGCACGAGCUCGAAAUUCUGUACUAAGCCUUGGAAAUAGGGAUACUAUUAAGAAAUGGAGAGAUGUUGUCCACAAAGGGAGAGCUGAUUCUAAAGCCAGAAGCAAUAUUAGGGCCAAUGAUGCACGCAAGGAGCUUUAUGAGAAGGAAAAGGAAAUUCAAGAUCUGAAACAAGAGGUUUUGGGACUAAAACAAGAACUUAAAGGGGCAAAUGAUCAGUGUGUCCUACUAUUCAAUGAAGUUCAGAAGGCGUGGAAAGUUUCUUUUACUCUGCAUUCAGACCUAAAGUCUGAAAAUGUUAUGCUUGAGGACAAGCAUAAAAUAGAGAAGGAACAGAAUGCACAGCUCAGAAAUCAAGUUGCUCAAUUGCUACAGUCGGAACAAGAGCAAAAACUGCAAAUGCAACAAUAUGAUUCAACGAUUCAAACAUUGCAGGCAAAAGUAAAAAGUCUUGAAUUGCAACUCAAUGAAGCCAUUCGUUCUGGUGAAGCUAAGUCCGUUAGCUCAGAAAAGGGGUCUGGAGUUUCAACAAUAUCAAAAACAGCAGGGGAUGGUAUGGAUUCUUCAGCUGUGACUAAGAAACUUGAGGAGGAACUCAAGAAACGUGAUGCUCUGAUUGAGAGGUUGCAUGAAGAAAAUGAGAAAUUAUUUGAUAGAUUGACCGAGAAAGCAUCUACGGGUGGAUCACCACAGGUGCCAAGCCCAUUUUCAAAAGGAACAGCAAACACUCAGCCUCAAGACCCUGGGAGGAAUGAUCGACGGUCCAUCGAUGUCCCUUUGCAAUUGGCCAUGGAUAAGACUGAUGGUGCAGGUGCUUUGGUUAAAGCUGGUUCUGAUAAGGUUAAAACCACACCUGCUGGAGAAUAUCUUACUGCUGCACUGAAUGACUUUGAUCCUGACCAAUAUGACAGUAUUGCUGCGAUUUCAGAUGGAGCAAACAAGCUUUUGAUGCUGGUCCUGGCAGCUGUCAUUAAAGCAGGUGCUUCUAGAGAGCAUGAAAUACUUGCCGAAAUUAGAGAUGCUGUUUUUGCUUUUAUCCGAAAAAUGGAACCAAAGAGAGUAAUGGAUACCAUGCUUGUUUCCCGUGUUAGAAUUUUAUAUAUAAGGUCUUUGCUUGCUAGAUCACCGGAGCUUCAGUCCAUCAAGGUUUCCCCUGUUGAGUGCUUUCUAGAAAAGCCUAAUUCAGGACGCAGUAGAAGUUCCAGCCGAAGUAACAGUCCUGGAAGAUCUCCUGUGCGCUAUGUUGAUGAGCAGAUCCAGGGAUUUAAAGUAAAUAUAAAGCCAGAAAAAAAAUCAAAGUUGUCUUCUGUUGUUUCAAGAAUACGUGGAUUUGAUCAGGAUACCCUGAGGCAGCAGCAGGUUACUGGUGGAAAGCUAAGAGAAAUACAAGAGGAGGCCAAAAGUUUUGCUGUUGGAAACAAGGCUCUUGCUGCUCUUUUUGUCCAUACUCCUGCUGGUGAAUUGCAGCGGCAAAUUAGGUCGUGGCUUGCAGAAAACUUUGAGUUUCUUUCUGUUACAGGGGAUGAAGCAUCUGGGGGGACCACUGGCCAGCUAGAGCUUCUUUCAACUGCUAUUAUGGAUGGUUGGAUGGCUGGGCUAGGUGCUGCACUCCCUCCUAAUACGGAUGCUCUUGGUCAGCUUUUAUCAGAGUAUGCAAAGCGGGUUUUUACUUCUCAGUUGCAGCACUUGAAGGAUAUUGCUGGAACCCUAGCAACAGAAGAGGCUGAUGAUGCUUCCCAAGUGGCAAAGUUGCGUUCAGCUCUUGAAUCUGUUGAUCACAAACGAAGAAAGAUUUUGCAACAAAUGAGAAAUGAUGCUGCGUUGCUAACAUUGGAGAAUGGUAGUUCACCCAUUCAGAACCCUUCUACUGCAGCUGAAGAUGCCCGUUUAGCUUCUCUGAUUUCUCUUGAUGGCAUCUUGAAGCAAGUCAAGGAUAUAACAAGGCAAUCUUCUGUAAGUAGCAUGGGUAGAAGUAAGAAGAAAGCAAUUAUAGCAUCACUAGAUGAGCUGGGGGAACGAAUGCCCUCCCUUCUUGACAUCGAUCAUCCAUGCGCUCAGAGGCAAAUUGCCAAUGCUCGGCGCCUGGUUGAGUCGGUUCGUGAAGAGGAUGAUCCGGCACCAGAGAUACACCAUGCUCAAAGGCCAUCUGCGGAAUUGGGAUCUGGUACUGAUACAGAUGUUGCACAAUGGAAUGUAUUACAAUUCAACACAGGCUCAACAACCCCAUUUAUCAUCAAGUGUGGAGCAAAUUCCAAUUCCGAACUGGUUAUCAAAGCAGAUGCAAAGGUUCAGGAACCCAAGGGUGGUGAAAUUGUGAGGGUUGUUCCUAGACCCUCUGUUUUAGAAAAUACGAGCUUGGAUGAAAUGAAACAAAUAUUCUCUGAACUUCCAGAGGCUCUGAGCUUACUUGCCCUAGCCAGGACUGCGGACGGCACCCGAGCUCGGUAUUCCAGAUUGUAUAGGACAUUGGCGAUGAAGGUUCCAUCGCUAAGGGAUCUAGUUGGGGAGCUCGAAAAGGGGGGAGUAUUAAAAGAUGUAAAGUCGUGAAUGCAAAGGGUGUUAGUUUUAUUUUUCUGAUGUUGGAGUGUGUGUGGGGGCUGCGAUUUGCAGGGACAAAGUGGGUGUUGUUGUAAACCUGUGAUUUGACGUGCUUUGUAGGGAUUUGCGGAGUCAAAUGUAUUGGAAGGUGGUGCAACUGUUGAUGCCCCUUGUAUCACAUCUCACGUUGAUAAUAGUGGCAAUUUUAUGCAGGCAUCCAUGAUUUUUGAGUA